AUGGCUCCCAAACCAGAUAUCCAGAUGAAUGAGAUCCUCCAAGGCCUCAAGAGUGACAAAGCAACUCAGAGGCAUCAGGCGAGGGAAGCCUUGAAGGCGUUCUUCGAACGCGCCUCGACGAUCGCCAACUUCGAUGAGAAAGGCGACGGCAAAUACUGGUUGACAUUGUACCAGGUCCUCUUCGAAUGUCACAACAAGGAGCUUCAGGCAUGUGUCUCCAAAACAGGCGUUCUCCAGACGCAAGAGUACGGUCGAGGGGGCACUGCGCUCAAGAAGCUUCGCGACAUGGCAUCACUCUUGCGCUGGAUCACGGAGCGCAAUGUUGAACGCCUCAACUCUCGCGUCCUCAAGUCUCUUCUGGUCCACCUCUCGCGCGGACUGGUGUAUCGCGGAACACUCCUCUUGCCGGUAGCGUUGGAUUUCUUGAAGACAACCAGCUUGAUCCUCCACUACCGGCCCCAUCUCUACGCUCUCAAGGACCCGAUGUGGCAUGACCUGGUCGCCGUUACGUUCAACAUCGCCCUUGGCCGGUUGCCCAGACGGAAGCUAGCGGAGGAUUUGGAGGCAACCGCCGAGGAAGAGCAGGACUCAGAAAUGGAGAUCGACGAUUCCUGGACGUUCAUGUGCUUCGCUGCCAUUGCCCAUGCCGAGUCCGUCGCUUCACCGGAUCAGUCUGCAGACAAGACCAUCUGGGACCAAAUAUGGACGCACUCUAUGAGGCGCGCCAACGUGCCAGCCGUCUCGCGCGCCGCGUGUCACACAGCGCACAUCCUCCUCCAGCACUCCAAACGUCUUCUAUCGCCUCAGCGCGUCUUGGUGGAGCUGGAGUCCUUUGCGAAGGACCUCGAUAUCCAAGGCCCCGCGUUUCCUUACGACUCGGUCUGCGAUCUCAUGGUCCUUUGCCUGCGAAUGGCGAAUCAAGACGUACGCCUUUACCGCAUGCAAAUGGAGGAGAAAGUCCUGUCUUGGCUCAUGGAGUCCUGGCGAACCAGCAAUGAUCGACGAACUUCGAUGCCUCUGCACACCGCCGCUCACAUCCACGCCCUUUUGGACAGCAUCACUGGAUCAUCCAAGAGGGUGCGGCUGCAAUGCGGCCUAAUUCUGCCCCAUGGCGCCAUUGUCGAAUCCAUCGUCGAAGACUCUCGCACCCGCGUCAUACAGGAUUUCCAGUUACAUGCACGUCUUCCUCCCCAUCAACCGUCCGUCCAGGCUCCCUCAUAUCGCGCGAGCACAACCCAUGCGAACGCUGACGGCACCCAUACACGACCCGCGCAUUCCUUCGGCGACAGUAAAGAUCUUGUUCCUCCUAGAGGUCGCGAACGAAGACUGGAAUCCUUUUUGAUCAAAUCUCUGGAACGAGCACUAGCAGCGUUCGACGCCCGGGAUACACGCAGCUUCCCAACGGCAGAAUGGAUCCGGUCGUCGAUGGAUCUAGCGGUCAUCGCUGUCUGUUUCGAAGCAUCCCUAGGCAUGAACGGUACACAAUUCAAUCGCCGUGUGCUUCAAGCUGCCUGCAAGCUGCUCACUAAGGCCUUCUCAUUCCUGCUCGACCACCGUUGGAAAGCGGAAGAGCGAAGACUCAUCCUACAAGCCCUCGAUCCUUUAAUAUGCGCUAACGAUGACCUCGGGAGCCAAGUCGGCUGGGAUGCCCUCGUUCAACCGGGACAACACACGGGAAUCAGAACGCAGACUUUGAGACGACUCCAAGCUCAGUCUCAGUCUAUUUCUCCCGAAAUAGGUCUUCGGCGAGAAUUACAGAGAUUUGUGUUCCGCACUUCCGAUGUCCAGGAUGCUUUCACGCAGCUUCUCAAGGGACUUCAUCAGGUGCUUCGGAUUGUCGCUGGCGAGGAGGAACCCUCGGUGGAUGACUUCGAAACCACGCGAGCCGCGCCAAGUGUCACUUCUUCCUCUGCAGAUGCCGCAAGCAUAGUUCACAAUCGUUACAUCCUGGAAAUUUGCGUCACCGCGCUCUCUGUGAUCCCUGUACUACAGUCCCCAUCCGGAGAGCCCACUAGAAGCAAGGAUCUCACUGACAUCCUGCUGGAAUGCAAGGCGGACGCGUUCCUCCUCCUCGCCCCUCCGAUCUGCAAACAGCUAGGGCAGAAGACGCUCAGCGUCGGCAAGGAAACGCUAGAGAAGCUUUUCGUAAAGCUGGACGACAUAUGCCUUCCGUAUACCUACCAGCACAGCGAAGACACCCUCCUGAUCGUCGUUGGACUUUUGGACUCCACCUCGAAUGUUUGGCUCCAUCCAUCUGUGACCUCUACAAGCCUCGGAGACAUCGCUCACCACUACUGCAUCCAAACCGUAGGCCGUCUUCGACAGCAAGCUCAGAGAUCGUGGCGUGUUCAAGACGCCAUCAUUCGCUUCCUCGACAAGUACCUCGUUGAAGAUCCCAAGCAGGUGUUCUGGCAGCUUCCUCUCGAUGGCACUCAACCCGAUGCAGCCGACCUCCCAGCGACGGUACUACCUGAAUUCGGGAGCGACCCAGACAUCAGGCUUCGUUUCCGUAUUGCAACUGUCUGCCCCCAUCUGUUCACAGUCGGUCGGUUGGCUGGACGAGACCUGAUGAGGGAUGUGUACCCCGAUAUUCACAACAAUCUGUCCACUAAUCCGCACGAUUACGAGAACAUCCUAACCCGCCUCCUUUGCCUGGGGAACAUCGUCAUCUCCGAGGCAUCUGUUAGACGUGGCGCAUACUGGCAUCUCCUCGAGGUGGCCUAUGUCUCCCAGGCUUACCUCCCCCAUCUUCGAGCCAUACUCGCCGGUGUCGUUGAGCGUCUCGGUCUCAAGUCGCUCUCUGAUCUGUGCAGAUGCUAUGCCGCACAAUUCGCGUAUUCGAUCCGCCAGGCUCAAAUGGACUUGUUGAAGUUCCCCCCGGAGCUCUUCGGCUACAGAGAUCGUAGGGAAUGCGCCGAAGCCACGUUCCGUUCUUUCUCACCGACAAACCUGCUGGCGUCCAGCGAUGCUGACACGAUGGAGUUUGGCAAGCAACUCUUCGUCCGGCAUUGCCAAGCGGUACAAAAGACGGAGCAGGCAGGAUUGGAAGAGUGUUUCCCCAACAUUGUGGCGUACGAAACCCCUAGGUUCUUCACCCAUAAUGCAGACGAAAAUGCGGAAUCCAAACUCGAUGCGAAGCUCCUCAAGAGGACCGGCCUCACUCAGGCCCCGGAGUUGUAUCAGGAACGGCUUCGGCGGCACGCAGACGAUAUCGUGGUUAGCAUUCUGAAGUCCCUCGGAGACCAGGACAUCUCUGCCACUGGUGACAUCGCGAUGUCUAUGCGAGGGGAAGAUGAGAAACAGCUUUUCUCCGAGAUCGACCACUGUCCUCUCGUCAACGAGCAAUAUCGGCUUCUCAACGCAGUCUCUCUUUGGAUCGCCUUCCAUCACGAUCAGUUCAAGAACGAAAUUCUCCUUCGCACACUGACCCGUCGCGCCACCACGAUGCUGGAGCACUUCGACUUGGCUCGAGGAGCUCAGUCCUGCUUGACUGUCCGAUCCAGCAACAUUGCCUUCGACUUCUUGCAGACUACCGACGACCACCAUCUUGCGCUUUUAGGCUCCGACCUCAUGUCGUUGCUUGAGAAGCACGCCCAACAUUCUCUAGGUCAUCCCGUUUACGGAAGUUUGCUGUUCAAGCAGGCUACACUCUCCGACUUGACAUCAGUUCUCACUGACCAUGGUGUUUCCUCGAGCAAAUUCCGAUUGGUACGCCGGAUUUGCGACCUAGCAAGUGGACAAGAUGCAGACGAGCAGUUUUCUACAUCGGACUUCUGGAAGCUCAAGGCAUGCAUCCCGCCGGAGAACAGCCUUGUUGACAGCGACAUCGACGCCUUCACUUCCCUUCUCAUGCUCAACUCCGGUCGCGUCGACAGCAUUGGGAGGAUCGUUUCGAACCCGGAAGCGUCCCCGCGAUUCUCGUGGCUCUUCGUGACGUGCUCGACACUUCCUCAACCUCUCAAGUCCACGUGGCCUAUCGACAUUGCGCACGCUCCUCUCAAGCUGCUCUACCUGCAUUCUUUCUCCAAGCCUUUCGCUCCCGGUGUCCCACCGAAUGUACAGGACAACCUGCUCAGCGAUGCGAUGGUUCAUCUCGCGAAGGAUUUCGAUGCAUGGAUCGCCCAACUCACAACACUACUCUCUAAUUUCCUCGGCGCGCGCGACACCUUCUUCUCACCGCUUGCCCCUAUGCUUGCUGCGGACCACUCCUUUGCCGAAGACCUCCUUCCCGUCCUAGUUCACGCACUGCUCCAGCUGGAGUGCGAUUCAUCACCUUACGAUAAGUCUGACUCCAUGCGCGUCGUCUUAUCCACAUACUUCACCUCGAUCCUCUCUUAUGAAGAAGCAGCUGUUCCUUGCUAUCGUGCAAUCAUUGCCGUGGUUCUACAUCUCCGAAAUUUCUACCCUUUCACCACCCUCACGACCCUCUCGCUGCCGACAAAUGGUUUUCAAUCGACUUCACUCUUCUCACUUGCCUCCGAUUCUUCUGGUUCCGAUGUAUCAGACGGCUCCGCAAAGGAACAGAUCAUGUUCGACAUCUACAGCCACAUCGACGAGCCCGAUGGUUUCUACGGCAUUCAAACGGAUAAUCUCCGCAACUUCUUCGUGCAACGCCUGCACCACGAAAACCAGUGGGACAAAGCGUUCCGAUUCCAUGGAGCAAUGAUCGAAUCCGGUUCUUGUGCUUCCUCGGCCACCGAUGGGAUCGUGCAAUCGCUAUCCAACUUUGGGUUCAAUCAUCUCGCCCUCACCACGAUGCAAACGUUCUCGGCGGAUUCGCAAGCGACGUCGGAGUCGAACGCGGUAGCGUACAACUUGGGUUGGCGCGCCGAGACGUGGGACCUCCCCGAUAACCUCGGAGACAAUCAGUCUGGGAGUACGCUGUAUCUCGCUCUCCGUGCAGUGUAUCGCGAACGGAAUCCCCAAGCCGUCGAUUCAAUCUUGCGCCGGGCCUUCACUCAGGAGAUGACUCGCCUACGGAAUCUCGGUAUUGAGAACUUCGUAGAGAUCCGUGAAGUCAUCCAGGUUCUGCUGUGUUUGCGACAAAUCAGGCUGUGGCGAGGCAACGCUCUCCAACAGGAUCUCCAAGCCAAGCAGCUCGGUGCCACGGAGUGGAAGGAUCUCGUCACGAUCGGGCCGGAUUUCGAGUUCGGCAACAUGGAGGCCAUCAUGGCGACUCGCAUUUCUCUUAUCCGUUCGGCCCGACAGAAGGAGCAGCGCAACCAGAUUGGAGACCUCGUCUCGCCGUUUUGUGCAUCCUUGAUCGACCUAGAGAAGAGCAGUCUUCUGUGUCUCUCGGAACGUUCUCGCAGCAUGGGUCAAGCUCAAUUCGCCCUCAACUCUAUUUUGAAAGCGCAAACGCUGGAGCAAGGUCCUACAUCCCAGACAUCCCAAGAGUUUUCUGACGUUCUCUGGCUUAUGAAGGAACCCAAGUUGGCCAUCAAGUCCCUGAACACGCUGCUAUCCGCUGUAGAUAUAUCACUCCUCUCUCAAUCUCAAGAUGUCGUUGCCAAGACGCAACAUGCACUGCUGCUGUCUCGUUUGGGCACUUGGUCCGGCGAAGCUUCCAUGAAGAAGCCAAGCGGCAUAUUGGAGGAAUACUUCAAUCCUGCUACAACCUUGCUCUCAAGCAGCGACAAAGCAACAUCCUCUUCAUCCCCCGACGACCAAGCUACCGUCUUCCACCAAUACGCGAUCUUCGCAGAACGCCAGUACCACAUACUGUCAAAGUCUCCAGACGCCUUGCGUCUCAAGUUCUACGUCGAUCGCAAGACAGAGGAGACCAAGCAGCGAAACCUCCUGCUCUCACAGACUCCUUCCAACAGUUCCGAGGCUCACCGGAGGAGACAAGAGCACGCAAAAGCAGAGAAGAUCUUGCAACAGGACAAAGAGCGCUACGGCGAGCAUAUUGACCAACAGAGGGCCUUCUUGACCUGUGCCGUGGACAUGUACGCAAAGUGUCUCUCUGCGUCGGACCGCUUCGACGAUGACUCUCACAUUCGCCUCUGCUCCCUGUGGCUGGCCAACUUUGACACCAAGAACGAAGACCUUGAACGUUCGAUAUGCAAUUCCAUCAACCCGGUUCCCUCUCGCAAGUACCGCUCUGAGGGCGACAACGCCAGGUUCAAUGCAGCAAACACAGCCUUCGUUGAUGUCUCUGGCAAGUGUUGGUCAUCAAACCCCGAUAAAGUCGUCAAAGCGUUCAACAAGCUCCGCGAUGUCUUCCCCCCGUUAUGCGACGAUACUUCACCGAAAGCACAAGACGCCAUGUCGUGGUUCGCGAUGCGUCUCCACUACUCACGGAGCGUUGCGACGACGUCGAUCGUUGGCCACAUACUCGGACUGGGCGACCGACACACAUCCAACAUCUUGAUGGACAACAAGACAGGAGAGGUCGUCCACAUCGACCUGGGUAUCGCUUUCGAGCAGGGCAAGCUGCUGCCGCAGCCCGAACGCGUUCCUUUCCGACUGACUGCUGACAUGAUCGAUGGGCUGGGCAUAUCUGGAACCCAAGGCGUCUUCCAGCGAUGCGCAGAGGAGACGUUACGCGUGCUGCGUGACGGAUCCGAGACCAUUCUCACUGUCUUGGAGGUGUUCAAGUACGACCCUCUACAUUCCUGGUACGCUGGUCAUUCAAGUGUCGAAGGCGCGAGCGAGUUCAAGAUUAAGCGUGCGCAACAACAUGUCAUCGAUGAGACGGCACAUGCGCACGAGGCCGCGGACCGUGCUCUCAGCAGUGUCUCGCGGAAGCUGGACAAGACACUCAGUGUUGAGUAUACGGUGAACGAGCUCAUCACCGAGGCAAGUGAUCCAGGGAAUCUUGGGCUGAUGUACACGGGUUGGUCACCCCACUACUAA
Molecule: messenger RNA, 6858 nt
Organism: Epithele typhae
Lineage: Eukaryota; Fungi; Basidiomycota; Agaricomycetes; Polyporales; Epitheliaceae
Exons: 17
Coding region: 1-6858 (2285 amino acids)
Biological process (GO): DNA damage response
Molecular function (GO): protein binding; protein serine/threonine kinase activity
Source: RefSeq, a predicted model, not a curated record